AUGUUUACUUUUUUAUGCCUUUUUAGAUAUUUGACUGCAGCUGGAUAUUUUCUCUUCUUCCAAAGGAGACCAGACAAAGGUACUGUGAUUGUUACCAUGAACAUCCACCUCACAACUUUCCAACAACAGCAAAGCUCUGUCACUUUCAUGUCAAGAAGGACAAAUAAGGCCUUUAAAGUCUUUGACGUCUUUGGUCAGGGAGUAUUUCUCCUACAGAAAUCACCUCAAAACUUAAACAAACAAAUCCACAUUCAGCUGAAAAACGGUGAAAAUUCACUAAAAGAAAACAAAGUGUUCAAAUAUCUACAAAAAUCCGACCGUUGGCGCCGUCAUGGGUAA
Messenger RNA from Xyrichtys novacula (pearly razorfish), 339 nucleotides. The record is from the annotation of a GenBank genome assembly. Lineage: Eukaryota; Metazoa; Chordata; Actinopteri; Labriformes; Labridae.